Serinus canaria (Common canary) is the source of this 5218-nucleotide messenger RNA. It is a transcript of the gene FN3K, whose product is annotated as fructosamine 3 kinase. The record is from RefSeq and is a predicted model, not a curated record. The coding region runs from base 2575 to 3510 and encodes 311 amino acids. Gene Ontology annotation, biological process: fructosamine metabolic process. The transcript is spliced from 8 exons. Lineage: Eukaryota; Metazoa; Chordata; Aves; Passeriformes; Fringillidae.
CGGCGGGAGGAGCGCCGAGUAGUCGAGCGCCGUAUGAAUGGCGGCGGGAGCGCCGAGAAUGGACUGGGAGUGAUCGGGACUGACCGCCCGGACCGACCAGGACGAACCGGGACUGACCGCCGGGCCGAAGGGGAGGAUGCGUGGCCAGUUUGCUUCUCCUGCCCAGCUAGGGCCCCAGGCUUUACUUGAUCCAUGUGGGAUUGCUGCGGGCAUUACCAGGAGCCCGGAGUGCUUCUCCAGCCUGUCCUUACCUUGUGUUUAUCGUGGCUGGCAGGAGGAACAGAGACUCUGGCCUUGGGGACGGACACACAUCCGCAGAAAUGCUCCCUCCAGCCAGGCAUUCCUCCUGCAUAUCACAGAAAGGGACCAGGCUGCUCAUUGAGGAGGCCAAGGGUAUAAUUUGGAAUAAAUGAACCAACGUAGCCGUGUGCAUGGCACAGAACUGCUGAUGCUACACCCGGACGGGGCGGGCAGAUAUUAAAGUCUGGGUGUCUCCGGUGCUGGUUUAACCCCGCGGAGCUGCAGGCAGCGCUGUCUGUGUGCGCACUGGAGAUGCAAUUUCAACACCCCGACUGCUCCAUCGCAGCGUUUCCCGGAGCUCCCCCGGCACACUCAGCCCAGCGGGCGGAGCCUGCUCGUACCCGGGGACAGAGCCCACAGGAAUUCCUUCCACCGCACGGGGGUUUGCGGGCUGGGCUUUCCCUGUGAGCAGACUUCUUCUGGUGGCACUUAUCUUUAAACUGAUGCACUGAUUGCUCCAGGUCCGGCACUGCUCUGGCACUUUCCUGGCCGGAAUUUUUCCACUCCCAGUGCUGAUCCAGGAGGAACAUCACAGACUCUUGGUGGUAUCUCACAGCAGUGGGGAUGCUGAUAGGAAACUGGAUGAAGCUGUACCAAAGGAUUGUUAUAACUGAGGAGGAGGAGUCACACAAUCCCUUCACACAUGAAAGACUUGGCUUGAGUUAGUCUUCCACCUUUCAGGUAACAAUUUUGUAGACAGAUGUUGUAUCAGAAGCCUUAUAUGACACUUAAAGGCUGAGUUCACAUUCCUGGUAUCUAAUUCAGGUAUAUUGUUCUUCAAAUUCUUCUAAAGGAAGAUAAAGCCAACCGUCCCCAGUUAAAGAAAUCAUUUCUAAAGAAUCUGAAGAAAUUAUUUAGUUUCCAGAAAUACUCAAUUUAUUUAUUUUUGAAAUAGUGGUCUUCAAGUCAUGUUUGUUUUACCACAGUGUCUGUGGCAUUUUUGUCCAAGAACUUUCUCAUAGGGUGGUAUGAAAUGAAAUUUAUUCUCACAGGAAAGUGUUUAACCUAGAAAUUAAUUCCCCAAAGUAUUAAAAAACAUACAAAACCACUUAUCAAAUUAAUUGCAUACACUACACCUUGUUGUGCAUGUGCAUAAUAACUACAGAUCCAUUUUUAGCUUAGUGAAGUUUGUCUUUAAAAAUUACUGAGGGAACUUCACAAGGAAUCCAAAUGCACAGUUGUAGCACUACAAAAUUUAUCACACUGUUGGUAGAAUUUAACAAUCAUAAAUACAUUGUUAAGUAUGUAUUAAGUUCAAUACAUUAUAUUGUAUUGAACACAUUUUAAUUGUGUUUAAUAUAUAUUCGGUGUGUUUAAUGCAUUUUAAGUACCUCUGCCUGAAGAUGCAGACCCAUAACUAAUUUUUAUGGUUUUAAUUGUUUGCAAAAAUACAGGAUUUUCUUUUAUUUUUAUUGGUAAUUCACAGAUUUCAUGGAAUUAUGAAUUUAAUCUAAUGGUAUUUAUCCCUUGUAUCAAACCACACAAAAUAGUGAAACCAAUGGUGUUGUGCACAUCAGAAACUAAAACACAGGACGUAUCCAGUUGCAGAAUGUCAUGUCCUUUUGGUGGCUUUGGAUGCGUCAUUCAUCCCAAAGCACCAUUUCUUUGGUGAGCAAGCUCUAAAACAAGACUUCACGUUCUAAUUUUUGUCAGUGUGGUACUUACAUGGAGUGUGCGAUGCAUUAAACAGGAAUCCCUGUGUUCGACUCUGGAGAGCCACGGGGCGCUUGUGCGGAGAGGGGAGCAGUGUCGGACUCCUGUCACACCGGGAACUGGCCCCUUAUAACACCGGGAACAGCUGCCCCUCACAGCGAGAACUGCCCCCCGUUCCGGCGGGAACAGCUCCUCAUAACACCGGGAACAGCUGCCCCUCACACCGGGAACUACUGUUCCCAUAACACCGGGAACAGCUCCCAUUACACCGGGAGUGGCCGCCCCUCAGUGCAGGAGCAGCCUCCGGGAGCAGCCCUCCGUCACUGCAGGAACAGCCUCCCCUCGCACCGGGAGCAGCCCUCCGUCACUGCAGGAACUGCUCCCUCACACCGGGAGCAGCCCUCCGUCACUGCAGGAACUGCUCCCUCACACCGGGAGCAGCCCUCCGUCACUGCAGGAACAGUCUCCCCUCGCACCGGGAGCAGCCCUCCGUCACUGCAGGAACAGUCUCCCCUCACAACAGGAACAGCCGUCCAUCACUGCAGGAACUGCUCCCUCACACCGGGAGCAGCCGCCCCUCACAAGCAGGUUUAGCAGAGGAGCAGCUGCAGCAGCCUGGAAAUGACCAUGGAGAAGAUCCUGAAGGCAGAGCUGAACACCAACCUCCUGAAGGCACUGGGGAGCUCUGGGGGAGGAUGCAUCAGCCAAGGCCAAACAUAUGAGACAGACAGAGGACGGGUAUUUGUGAAAAUCAACCACAAACCUCAGGCUAGAAAAAUGUUUGAAGGGGAAAUGGCAAGUUUGGAAGCCAUUCAGAAAACCAAUAUUGUGAGAGUGCCUCAGCCCAUCAAGGUGAUUGACCUGCCUGGAGGAGGAGCCAUGUUUGCCAUGGAGUACCUAAAGAUGAAGCACCUCAACAAAUACUCUUCAAAGCUGGGGGAGCAGAUAGCAGAGCUUCAUCUUUAUAACCAGAAACUUGGAGAGAAGCUGAGGACUGAGGGAAGCACAAUUGGAAAAGGAGCUGGUCACUCUGAGGCCCAGUUUGUGGAUAAGUUUGGAUUCCACACAGCCACUUGCUGUGGUUAUAUCCCACAGGUGAAUGAGUGGCAGAGUGACUGGCCAUCCUUCUUCAUCCGUCACCGACUCCAGGCUCAGCUGGAUUUGAUUGAAAAGGAUUAUGGAGACAGGGAAGCCAGAGAACUCUGGUCACAGCUAAAACCAAAGAUUCCUGAAAUGUUCUGUGAUGUGGAAAUUGUUCCUGCUCUCCUGCACGGGGACCUGUGGGCAGGGAAUGUGGCUGAGGAUGACUCUGGGCCAAUUAUAUUUGACCCUGCCUGCUUCUAUGGCCAUUCAGAAUUUGAGCUGGCCAUUGCUGGAAUGUUUGGGGGGUUCAGCAGCUCUUUUUUCUCUGCCUAUCACAGUAAAAUACCAAAAGCUCCAGGAUUUGAGAAACGGAACAAGUUGUAUCAGCUCUUUAAUUACAUGAACCACUGGAACCAUUUUGGGACAGGGUACAGGGGCUCUACCCUAAACAUGAUGAGGAAACUUCUGAAGUAACCAGGCACAUGUGAGAAAUUCUGACAUCAUCCCCUAGGAAUGAGCAGCCCCUGCUCAUCCCAAGUACCACAAACUCAGAACUGGUGGUAAAACACCUGAUAUGGGGAAGGUUUAGUGCACUCACUAACUAAGAGCAAUUUUGUAAUCUUUAACUUGGGCGCUGGAUUCCUCUCUGCUGGAGGAAAGGGCUGCACUGUUUGUCAAGGCUCCACUGGCCUGGAAAGUAGCACGACAGUCAGUCUGCCCUUGCUCUCUCACCUCUGUGCUGUGCUCCCACAGCUCUUCCAUAGCAGCAUCUUCCCAGUCCUGCUGCUGCUCCAGCAGGAGUUUGUUAUGGAGAGCUGCAGUUGUGGGACAGUGGUGCUGGAAGCAAGUUCUUGUGUCUGCCCUUGUUAGUUCUGGUUUAGUUUUCUGUCUGUUCCCAGCCCUUUUCCCAUGAAUAUUUCCAUGGUCUUCUGUUUCCCUUUCCUUUCCUUUUGCCUGUCAAAUGUCCUAAUCCAAAAUUUCAGUCAGAUUCUGUGAAUCUGAAAACGUUCUCUGUUUAAUUUAAUGAGCAGACAAGGCCCUUUGGCUGCAUUUGGCAAACAGAUGUAAUUAAUAAUAUUUAUAAUUUGAAAAACAGAUGUAAUUAAUAAUAUUUCUAAUAUUUAUUUUAAUUUAACGUAAUUUACUCACAUUUGUUUUUUUUCCUUGCUAGAAGAACUGAAAUUCCAGUGGUAUUUUCUACAAUGAUAUUUAGUUCCUUAGAAAUUAACUGUACAGUCAGAAGUAGGUUAUUACCACUCAGAGUUGAUAAUAGGAUUUCAUCAUUUUAGUGUGAUAGUUCAGUGUGUUGUACUACAAUAGUAACACAUUUAAAUAUCUUUGUAAAAAGACAAUAAAAUGUGGGAGGGAGGCUUCGUGGCUGGGUGAGAAGAAGCACCUGUGGCUGCUGGGUUGGUUGGUGCUUGAUGUAUUUUCAAUUUUAGGAAAUGAGUGCAGUGGGCAAAGCUGGUCUGUUGUGCCACCACUGGGUUAUGGAAGGAAUAUCAAAAUGUCAAAUCUGAUGGAUUUUAAGGGGUUUUAUUGUUCCUUACUGCUUUAUUUUUACAGAAAACACAGGCAGUAGGAAUUUGGGGAGAAAAGUAUUCAGCAAAGACACUGGUGCACAAUCUGAGCUAGGGUACAUUAGUGACUCUGGAGGAUUUUAAUGGAAGUAGCAAGAAGAGUAAAAGUGAGUGCAGUCCCACAAAUAUGAAUUAGAAGAUUCGGGUAAGAAUGACCUUAGUGUUCAGACUUCCGAUGGUUGGCAUGACUAAUACUAAAAUAUUAUAUUCAAAAUUGCUCAGAUAUAUUUAGACUUUUCUCAGCUUUAAAUGGUUAUGCUAUAAAGAUAUAAUUAAGUUUAAAAUUUGAUGUUGUAAUUGGUUUAAAACAAUGCACUUUGCUCUCUGUAAAUAUGAUACAAAUAGUGAAAAAUUUUUGCUUCCUUUGAAUCAGGGGAAUCUGUCACAGUUGGUUAUAAAACAACAGAACUAAAGCAGUGGAAAAGAACUAAAACAGUGGAAAAGUGGAACAGUAGAGUUUGGGAUUGUAGCUAAUGGCUGGAAGAUCUAGGUCUGAGCAAAGUGCACUAGUGUUUAUGGAUAUGAACAAACUAACUUGUAUCACACUGGGAACUACUUGUGAACUCAAAUUUCUUCUCAAAUAAAACACUUGCCUUGCAGAA